Cygnus olor (mute swan) is the source of this 1325-nucleotide messenger RNA. It is a transcript of the gene EMC7, whose product is annotated as ER membrane protein complex subunit 7. NCBI's taxonomy places the organism in Eukaryota, Metazoa, Chordata, Aves, Anseriformes, Anatidae. The record is from RefSeq and is a predicted model, not a curated record. The transcript has 5 exons. Gene Ontology annotation, cellular component: EMC complex. Gene Ontology annotation, molecular function: carbohydrate binding. Bases 88 to 843 code for a protein of 251 amino acids.
CCGUUGCGCACGCGCGGCGGGCUGAUCGCCCGGCUCUCCGUGCGGGUAGCCUUAGGGCCGCGUCGCGUCGCGCUCGGCGCAUGCGCUAUGGCGGCGGCGGCGUCGAUGGCGGCCCCGGCGGCCAUGUCGGGCGCGGUGCCGCUGGCGCUGCUGUGGCUGUUGGCGUCGCCGCUCCUCCGCGGCGCCGGGGGCUCGGAGGCGGUCGGGGCAGCGGAGCCGGCGGGAGGCGCGGGCCCUGGGGAGCGGUUUAAGAUCGAGGGCCGGGCCGUGGUGCCGGGCGUGAAGCCCCAAGACUGGAUCGCGGGGGCCCGGGUGCUCGUGGACGGGGAGGAGCACGUCGGCUUCCUCAAGACAGAUGGAAGUUUUGUGGUUCAUGAUGUACCUUCAGGAUCUUACGUAGUAGAAGUGGUAUCUCCUGCUCAUAAAUUUGAGCCUGUUCGAGUUGACAUAACUUCAAAAGGCAAAAUGAGAGCAAGGUACGUGAAUUACAUCAAAACCUCUGAAGUUGUCAGGCUGCCAUACCCACUCCAGAUGAAAUCUUCUGGACCUCCUUCAUACUUCAUAAAGAGAGAAUCUUGGGGAUGGACAGACUUCCUCAUGAACCCUAUGGUGGUGAUGAUGGUUCUUCCAUUACUGAUAUUUGUGCUUUUGCCUAAAGUUGUCAACACCAGUGAUCCUGAUAUGAGACGGGAAAUGGAGCAGUCAAUGAACAUGCUGAAUUCUAACCAUGAGCUGCCUGAUGUCUCUGAGUUCAUGACAAGACUGUUCUCUUCAAAAUCUUCCAGCAAGUCUGGUAGUAGCAGCAGUAAAGCAGGAAAAAGUAGUUCUGGAAAAAGGAGGUAGUUAUGUCCUCCUCCUAGGCCUGAGUUUGCACAACUGUUUAUGUGGUAUCAUGUUUAAUUGUCUUGAAAUAUCAAAAAGCCACUACUGUAAACUUCUAUCAGGCACAAAAUAUGGUAUGCUACAACUGUGGUGUGUAGCUUUUUUUUUAAAGUCUAUAUAAGCUGCUUUGUACUUGACAGUAAGCAAAAGAGGACAUGGCUUCAGUACUGUAUAUGUAUAAAAUUAUUGGUAAUACUGAAUUAACUAUAAUGCUCUGUAGAGAAUGAUAUAAAUUAUAUGAUGUCUAAACAGUAAUUAAUGUCUCAAUUGCAAGGCAAUGUAAAAAAAAUAGAAGUGGAGUUCAAUGUUAAGAUGGCUCUAAUGUUUUAUAUUUUUUGUUGAUUUCUGAAAUGAACAAAACCUCCUUUCAAAAUUGAGUUGUGGGUUUAUUAAGUAAUUUGCUCAACCUGCCAGGUAUUACAUAUAAAAUCAUUUUAUUUUUA